This is a messenger RNA of Fusarium sp. VM40, 1059 nucleotides long. The record is from the annotation of a GenBank genome assembly. Lineage: Eukaryota; Fungi; Ascomycota; Sordariomycetes; Hypocreales; Nectriaceae.
AUGUCGCCUCUGCGUUAUUCUUCCGCUUCCGAUCGGUCUUCUCAAGAGAGAUCACUAUUGAGCCCAGACGAUUGCCAAGAGUCGGUCCCCGACACGUCAUUGUCGGACACUACUCCAAAUAGUCAUGAGCUCACGUUCAACAAUGUUGUCAAUAUGGAACAUAUGGAGUUGUUUGUUCACUUGAUAACAAAUAAAGACUUGUUUAGUCUUGGUGACAAGUUCGGAGAUUUCCAACCCACCUUCGACAUUUGCAUCAAAAAGAGUGUCAAAGCGCCUUAUCUUCUUCAUCAGAUGUUGGCAUUCUGUGCACGUCAUCUCGCCGUGAUACAUCCUGAACGCUCUACACACCAUCUUAAUCAGGCUGUUGGUCUCCAGACACGCGCUGUCUCCCUGUUCAAUUCCACCAAACGCCAAGUUGAUGCAUCGAACUGCGUCCCCAUUCUGCUAUUUUCAGUCACGCUUGGUCAUCAUCUUCUAGCUGAUGCUUUAGCUAGUCGUGAUCCUGGUGGUCUGGAUGCGUUUAUUGGUCAGUACGUGCAGUGUGUGGAUAUGAAUCGCGGCAUAUACAAUGUGGUCAUCUCUGCAUGGCCUCUUCUUGUUGACUCAGAACUUGAACCAGUUCUUUCAUGGAGCCGAUGUCAGUCCGGCAAAGACCCAGUUGGCAACCACUGCUAUCCAGUUCUACAACUGAUCAAAGACUCGAACUCCCUCAAUGAUGCGGAGAGGGAUGUAUGCAGAGAAGCGACCGAGUACUUACAAGUUGGAUUUGAUGCAAUGGUUUUGGAGAAAGAGGGCGAGGAAAGCAACCGGUACCGAAUGAUCUUUCAGUGGACCAUGCUAGCAUCUCCAGAGUUUACGAAGCUCUUAACGGCCAAACAGCCCGAAGCUCUUAUAUUGCUGGGCUAUUAUGCGUUGCUGCUGCAUUACGGGAGGAAUCUAUGGCAGGUCAGAGAUACGGGAGCGUACCUGCUGGGUCUCAUCGUGGAGUAUGUCUCGCCAGAGUGGCAUUUUUGGCUUGAAUAUCCUAGAAGGAUGCUGAGGUGCAGUGUUGAGGAAUGA